AUGCUCCACUUCCACUACGCGAUAUUCCGGAAGGGGCAGUACACCGAGGUGUUGGCCUAUAGCGAGGACAUGCACGACGAUCGUGUAUCCGAUCUAUAUGUGCGUGUUCCUGCCAUUGCCGCUGACCUUUACGCUAUCGUCCCCAGCGACUGCUCUAUCGAGCGCGUUUGGGAGAACGAGCUGCGCUUCGUGCGGCCGACGGACAUGUCGCGCGUCCUCUAUCACAUCUCCUCGCUGCACGGCUUCAUGAUGCCGGUGCUGCAGCCCCGCGCCCUCAACCCUAUCGUUGAGGACUAUCAGGUGCAGCAUUUGCACGCCGUGGUCUCCGAGGAGCUAUUCGAGCGCAUCUUCCGCUUCGCGUCCUAUGUCCGCACGCACUAUUACAACGAGGACCAUGUCGAUGGAGGGACUAUUACCAGUCCCAGCGGGCAGCAGAGGGCUACGCUGCUCAACAUCUGCGAGCGGCUGCACGGCACUCUCCACGGCAACCCUCAAUGUCAUCCACGCUAUGGUGGAUGA
Molecule: messenger RNA, 519 nt
Organism: Prorocentrum cordatum
Lineage: Eukaryota; Dinophyceae; Prorocentrales; Prorocentraceae
Source: the annotation of a GenBank genome assembly